This is a messenger RNA of Macadamia integrifolia, 6733 nucleotides long. Its product is annotated as E3 ubiquitin-protein ligase UPL3-like. NCBI's taxonomy places the organism in Eukaryota, Viridiplantae, Streptophyta, Magnoliopsida, Proteales, Proteaceae. The record is from RefSeq and is a predicted model, not a curated record. The transcript is spliced from 17 exons. Gene Ontology annotation, molecular function: protein binding; ubiquitin protein ligase activity. Gene Ontology annotation, biological process: protein polyubiquitination; proteasome-mediated ubiquitin-dependent protein catabolic process. Bases 440 to 6169 code for a protein of 1909 amino acids.
GGGCGAGAGGAGAAGGCUUCACCGCCGUGGAAGGGAGGGGGGAGAGAGAGAAUCUGAUCGAUUUAUUUAGGCCUUUUUAGGGUUUGUCGAAGCAUUCUGGUAACUCUUCAGAGGGAACGGGGACGUCUAUACUUACCCCACGACAUCCGAAAUCGAUAAAUCAAUUGGAAAGCUUAAGCUGGGUUAGUACUCCAUUAGUAUCUGCAAUACUUAUGGUUGGUUGAAGGCGUCAUGUGCUAGAUUCUCUGAUUGCAAAUAUCCUGAUAGCCUGAUUGAUUUAGGGUUUCUAGGGUUUUCGUUUUGGUUACUGUAUGAUUCUAUAAAGCUUGCUUUUUUCUUAAUUGAAAUUGGUUAUCAAGAUAUGACUGAAUUUUGUAGAUCGUGGAAAGAUUGAUCGCCGCUGACGGCGAGCGGCUUUUUCGUUUUGAGGGAAUUUUGUAUGGAAACGCGGAGUCGGAAGCGGGCGGAGGCCUCCUCAGCAGCCCCUUCAUCUCAACCGACUACUCGUGCGAGCAAGAGAGCUCGUGUUUCUGCAUCAUCAUCUUCGGCUCCCUCCGUUUCGACAAUUUCCACUCGUUCCCGUCAGAAUUCACGUUCGCAAGAAUCAACUGUAGCCAUGGAUUCCACCACCGAAUCGUCUGGGUCUGCUGCCCGCCGUGAAUCUGGAGGUCGGCGUGGAAAAAAUCAGGGUUUGGAUAGGGACAAGGACUCUGAUAAGGGUAAAGAGAAAGAGCCCGAAGUCAGGGUUAGGGAUAGGGACAGAGAGAGGGACGCGGAGAGGAGCUUGGGUUUGAGUAUCGAUGGUGGCAGCGGCGGUGGCGGGGUUGAUGAUGAUAAUGACAGUGAAGGCGGCGUAGGAAUUCUGCAUCAGAAUCUGACGUCUGCUAGCAGCGCUCUCCAAGGGCUGCUCUGGAAACUCGGUGCUGGGCUGGACGAUUUACUGCCCUCGUCCGCAGUGGCGGCGACCUCCUCCUCUCACCAGAGUGGGCGACUGAAGAAGAUAUUGGCUGGGUUGCGAGCGGAUGGUGAAGAAGGGCGUCAGGUUGAGGCCCUAACACAGCUCUGCGAGAUGCUUUCUAUUGGAACCGAGGAAUCGCUUAGCACAUUCUCGGUCGACUCGUUUGUGCCCGUGCUUGUGGGACUGCUUAAUCACGAGAGCAAUGCUGACAUCAUGUUGCUUGCUGCCAGGGCUCUCACCCAUCUCUGUGAUGUGCUUCCGUCGUCCUGUGCUGCUGUCGUUCACUAUGGUGCUGUUACCUGCUUCUGUGCACGGCUGCUCACCAUCGAGUACAUGGAUUUGGCAGAACAGUCUCUGCAAGCUCUUAAAAAGAUAUCUCAAGAACAUCCAACGGCCUGUUUACGAGCUGGUGCACUUAUGGCAGUGCUGUCAUAUCUCGACUUCUUCUCCACGGGGGUUCAGCGUGUGGCAUUGUCAACUGCUGCCAAUAUGUGUAAGAAACUCCCUUCAGAUGCAGCUGAUUAUGUGAUGGAAGCAGUGCCUCUGCUCACUAACCUUCUUCAAUAUCAUGAUUCAAAGGUUUUGGAGCAUGCUUCUGUUUGCUUAACUCGAAUUGCUGAGGCAUUCGCAUCUUCUCCUGAGAAAUUGGAUGAACUUUGCAAUCAUGGACUGGUUGCCCAAGCUUCCUCUCUCAUUUCCAUCAGUAACUCUGGAGGUGGCCAGGCUUCUCUGAGCACAUCUACUUACACGGGUUUAAUUCGGCUUCUUUCAACAUGUGCAAGUGGAUCCCCUUUAGGAGCUAAAACACUCCUCCUCCUUGGGAUUAGUGGCAUACUAAAAGAUAUUCUCUCAGGUUCGGGCUUAGUUGCGAGCAUUUCUGUUUCACCUGCAUUAACUAGGCCACCAGAGCAGAUUUUUGAGAUUGUCAACCUUGCGGAUGAGCUUCUUCCGCCACUGCCUCAGGGAACCAUUUCCCUUCCAACCUGCUCUAAUUCUCUAGUGAAAGGGGGGUCACUCGGAAAGAAGACUCCUGCUAGCAUUUCAGGGAAGCAGGAAGACAGUAAUGGAACUGUUUCUGAGAUUUCUGCUCGUGAGAAGUUAUUGCAAGAUCAACCUGAGCUUCUGCAGCAAUUUGGAAUGGAUCUUCUUCCUGUUCUAUUACAGAUAUAUGGAUCCAGUGUCAAUGGUCCAGUUCGCCACAAAUGUCUUUCAGUUAUUGGGAAAUUGAUGUAUUUCAGUACAGCAGACAUGAUUCAGUCUUUACUAAAUGUAACUAACAUAUCAAGUUUCUUAGCUGGUGUUUUAGCUUGGAAAGAUCCACAAGUCUUGAUUCCGGCCCUACAGAUAGCAGAGAUUCUCAUGGAAAAGCUUCCUGGGACUUUCUCGAAGAUGUUUCUCAGAGAAGGGGUGGUACAUGCUAUAGAAACACUUAUAGUGACUGAUUCAUCUAGAAUGGUUGCUGCCCCAGCGUCUUCAGUUGAUAAGGAUAAUGACCCUGCACCUGGUACAUCAUCACGUUCUAGACGUUAUCGACGGCGCAGUGGCUGCUCAAAUCCAGAUGGAAAUUCUUUGGAAGAGUCAAAAAGUGUUGUACCUGGAAGUGUUGGUUCUCCCCCAGCUUCAGUAGAAAUUCCAAGUGUCAAUUCUAGUCUUCGCAUGGCCGUCAGUGCUUGUGCGAAAGCUUUCAAGGAUAAAUAUUUCCCUGUCGACCCUGAAGCAGCUGAAGUUGGAGUGAUGGAUGAUCUUUUACGUUUGAAGAAUCUUUGCAUGAAGUUGAAUGCUGGCAUUGAUGAUCAAAAAACCAAAGCUAAGGGAAAAACUAAAGCUUCUGGUUCUCACAUUGGUGAUCUUUCUGCCAACAAUGAAGAGUACUUAAUUGGAAUGAUAUCUGAGAUGCUGGCUGAACUGAGCAAAGGAGAUGGCGUUUCCACAUUUGAGUUCAUUGGCAGUGGUGCUGUUGCAGCUUUGCUGAAUUACUUCUCUUGUGGAACUUUUUCUAAGGAUAGAGCAUCAAAGGCUAACCUACAGAAGCUUCGGCAACAAGCUCUUAGGAGAUUUAAGUCAUUCAUUGCAGUUGCCCUUCCUGCUGGAGUCAAUGACGGGAAGGGAGCUCCCAUGAGUGUCUUGGUACAGAAGCUGCAAAAUGCUUUAUCCUCCUUGGAGCGAUUUCCAGUUGUUCUGAGCCAUUCAUCUAGGUCAUCUGGUGGAAGUUCACGUCUCUCCUCGGGACUUAGUGCUUUGUCCCAGCCUUUUAAGCUGCGUCUGUGCAGAGCUCAAGGAGAAAAAUCUCUUCGCGAUUAUUCUUCAAACAUUGUACUUAUUGAUCCUUUGGCAAGUUUAGCAGCUAUUGAAGAAUUUCUUUGGCCAAGAGUUCAGCGAGGUGAAUCUGGUCAGAAGCCCUCAGCUUCUUCUGGAAACUCUGAGCCUGGUAACACACCCACUGGGACUGGUGCUUCAUCACCGUCAAUGACGGGCCCUGCUUCUACUCGCCGUCAUUCAACUAGAUCUAGAUCUUCAAUGACCAUAGGAGGUGCAGCUAGAAAGGAUUCUUCACAAGAGGGAAAUGCAAGCUCUUCAAAAGGGAAGGGUAAAGCUGUUCUUAAAUCAGCUCUAGACGAGGCAAAAGGACCUCAGACAAGAAAUGCUGCUCGUAGAAGAGCAGCUUCAGAUAAAGAUUCACAGAUGAAACCAGCACAAGAGGGUGAUUCUAGCUCUGAGGAUGAAGAGUUGGAUAUCUCUCCGGUUGAGAUUGAUGAUGCCUUGGUGAUUGAAGAGGAUGAUCUCUCAGAUGAUGAAGAUGAUGACCAUGAGGAGCUGCUGAGAGAUGAUUCUCUUCCCGUUUGCAUGCCUGAUAAGGUUCAUGAUGUAAAGUUGGGAGAUUCAGCUGAGGAUGGUAAUGCUGCUUCUGCAACAAGUGAUAGCCAAACUAAUCCUUCCUCCGGUUCUAGCAAUAGAGCUGCAACAGUCCGGGGCAUGGACUCAACUGAGUUUAGGAGUGGAAGCUCAUUCAGUUCGAGAGGUGGAAUGUCAUUUGCUGCAGCUGCUAUGGCUGGGCUUGCAUCAGCAGGUGGUAGAGGUAUCAGGGGUGGCCGAGAUCGCCGAGGAUUUUCUGUAACUGGUGGUUCGAAUGAUCCAGCCAAGUUAAUAUUUACAGCGGGUGGAAAGCAACUUAAUAGGAACUUGACUAUAUAUCAGGCAAUCCAACGCCAGCUUGUGCUUGAUGAAGAUGAUGAUGAGAGGUAUACUGGCUCUGAUUUUUUUCCCAGUGAUGGAAACAGGCUGUGGAAUGAUAUAUAUACGAUCACAUACCAGAAAGCAGACAGCCAAAUUGAUAGGACUUCGACAGGAGGUUCCACGUCGACUACAUCAAAAUCUGCGAAAGCUAGUUCAGCUUCCAACUCAAACUGCGACUCUUUGGGGCAUCAAACUUCCCUUCUUGAUAGCAUCUUUCAAGAGGAGCUUCCAUGUGAUCUUGAGAAAACGAACCCUACUUAUAGCAUAUUGGCAUUGUUGCGUGUGUUAGAGGGUCUGAAUCAGCUAGCACCCCGUCUGCGAGUCAUGUCUAUUUCAGAUGAUUUCUCAGAGGGGAAGAUUUCAAGUCUAGAUGAGCUUAAAACAAAUGGCGCGAAGGUACCACCUGAUGAAUUUAUCAAUAGCAAACUCACUCCAAAAUUGGUUCGGCAGAUCCAGGAUGCCCUUGCAUUGUGCAGUGGCAGUCUUCCCUCAUGGUGUUACCAACUAACAAAGGCAUGCCCAUUUUUGUUUCCUUUUGAGACUAGGAGGCAGUAUUUCUAUUCAACUGCCUUUGGAUUGUCUCGGGCAUUGCAUCGGCUACAGCAGCAACAGGGUGCAGAUGGUCAUGGCUCAACAAAUGAAAGAGAGGUUCGUGUUGGACGAUUACAGCGUCAGAAGGUUCGUGUUUCCAGAAAUCGGAUUUUGGAUUCUGCUGCAAAAGUUAUGGAGAUGUAUUCCAGUCAAAAGGCUGUUCUAGAAGUAGAGUAUUUUGGUGAGGUUGGCACAGGAUUGGGUCCUACCCUGGAGUUCUAUACCCUUUUGAGUCAUGACCUGCAGAAGGCUAGUUUGGGAAUGUGGAGGUCAAAUUCCUUGUCAGAUAAGGCCACAAUGGAAAUUGAUGGAGACAACCAGAAAGCCAGUAAAACUGAAGAUAGUUCAGACCUGAAGAAACUUGGGCUGGACUCUACAGUGGAAGGCAGAGAUGUAGUACUAGCUCCUCUUGGGUUGUUCCCUCGCCCUUGGCCACCUAAUGCAGAUGCGUCCGAAGGUAGCCAGUUCUCUAAAGUGAUUGAAUAUUUCCGGCUUGUUGGACGAGUGAUGGCAAAAGCUCUUCAAGAUGGCCGGCUUUUGGAUCUUCCAUUGUCAACGUCCUAUUAUAAGCUUGUUCUUGGUCAGGAGCUUGAUUUGCAUGAUAUUCUUUCAUUUGAUGCUGAGUUUGGAAAGAUCCUGCAAGAAUUACAAGUUCUUGUUUGCCGGAAGAAUUAUCUGGAAGCAAUGGGUGGUAGUAAUCAAAAUGCAAUUGCUGACUUACGCUUCCGCGGUGCUCCUAUUGAAGAUCUCUGUCUGGAUUUCUCACUUCCUGGCUAUCCUGAUUAUGUUUUAAAACCUGGAGCAGAAAAUGAAAUGGUGGAUAUUAACAAGUUGGAGGAAUACAUUUCUUUAGUCAUCGAUGCGACUGUCAAGACAGGAAUUAUGCGGCAAAUAGAAGCAUUUAGAGCAGGGUUUAAUCAGGUCUUCGACAUCUCAUCGUUGCAAAUAUUUUCCCCUAGUGAACUAGACUACUUGCUCUGUGGGCGAAGAGAAUUAUGGGAGGCUGGGACUCUGGUUGAUCAUAUAAAAUUUGAUCAUGGAUACACUGCUAAGAGCCCUGCUAUUGCUAAUUUGCUAGAGAUUAUGGGAGAGUUGACACCUGAGCAGCAGCGUUCAUUCUGCCAGUUUGUAACUGGUGCUCCAAGGCUCCCACCUGGUGGUCUGGCUGUGCUGAAUCCAAAGCUGACAAUUGUGAGAAAGCAUUCUUCGACCACAUCGAACUCCGCAUCAAAUGGGGCUGGUUCUGAAUCAGUGGAUGAUGACCUUCCAAGUGUCAUGACUUGUGCUAACUAUCUCAAGCUUCCUCCCUAUUCUAGCAAGGAAAUUAUGUUUAAGAAACUACUAUAUGCCAUCAGUGAAGGGCAGGGAUCUUUCGACUUGUCCUGAUGAUACUUGAGACUAACCAGUUGAUUGAUUAGCAUGUAUCCCAUCCCAACACUUUAUGGGGUUAAAGCGUAGGUCUACCCGUCAUCUAGUUCAUAGUUCUGUUGUUAGAAGUUGCAGCCCCUUUUCUGUUCAAGGAUGUGUUUCCAUCAUCCAUCCUUACCUACGUGUCUUUGAGGUCAGAAGGGGUGUCAAGAAUGGUGGGUCUUUUCUCUGCACUUUACCCCAUUUUUUACUCGGUUUCCCAGAGAUCCUUGUAAAUUCCAAUCCAUCUUGCACUGUGACUAAGCCGAAUUUAGUCAUCUCCUUAGUCCAUUUCAUCCCCAAUUCUUAAAUAAUAUAUAUUAGAUUUUUCGGUACCCAUGGAAUGAAUCUGGUUGAGUUUUGGCCAACCACAGAGGAGGAAAAUUGCAGAGUUGUGUCUGCUGUUAGUGCCUGUAAAUAAGGUGGAAAUAUUUUGUUUUAUUUAAAAUUCUCAUUCGCUCUUAGUCUGUUUCUAGCAUAAAAAUGUAUGGGCAAACAAAGGCAAAAGAAAAUCUACAUUGUUUCAUUCGUGAGCUUUUUCUA